UCGGCGUACUGAACAUGGUGAAUUGUGGAGCGAGCACAGCAUCGACUUCUUUCGAUGUGUUGAGUUAUGGAGCGGUUGGAGACGGAAAGACUGAUGAUUCCCCCGCUUUCCUGGAGGCAUGGAAUGCCGCCUGCAUAUCCUCAUCGAAACUGUCCAUUCUCACCGUACCGGCAAAGAAGACUUUCUUGUUGAAGCCAGUGACGUUCAGCGGCCCAUGCCAACCUGAAUACAUGUAUGUUCUGGUCUCUGGCAACAUUGCUGCGCCCAACUCAAUGACAGAUUACAGUGGCUACCAAACCAACAGUUGGCUCGCCUUCUCUAAUGUUAGUGGUUUGAUGAUCACUGGCACUGGAAUCAUCGACGGAAAGGGUUCGGGCUGGUGGUCACAGCCUUGCAUUGGAAAUGCAUCUAAUGCUGCAACAUGCACAGGACCAGCAGCAUUGACUUUUUACAGAUGCACGAGACUUGUGCUCAAUGGAUUGAGACUUGUGAACAGUCCAAGGUCACACAUCGCCCUCACCAGCAGCCAGUUUGUCACCAUCUCCAACAUCCAUAUCUCUGCCCCGGCAACAAGCCCUAACACCGAUGGGAUCGAUAUCUCCGGCUCAACCCAUGUAUAUGUUCGCGAUUCAUUCAUCGGAACUGGUGAUGAUUGCAUCGCUAUUAGCGCAGGCUCGUCACACAUCAAUGUCACUAGGAUCACAUGUGGACCUGGCCAUGGUAUCAGCAUUGGAUCUUUGGGGGCACAUGGAGAGAAUGACACAGUUGAAAAUGUGACCGUGCAAAACUGCACAUUGAAAGGUACGAUGACAGGAGUGAGGAUCAAGACAUGGCAGGGAGGGAGUGGAUAUGCAAGAAAAAUAACCUUCAAUAAGAUCAGAUUCAUUCGGGUUGAUAAUCCGAUCAUCAUCGACCAGUAUUACUGCCCCACCCAAAUCGGUUGCAAAAACGAGACAUCGGGAAUUAGGGUGAGUGACAUCUCGUAUUCGGUGAUAUAUGGGACGUCGGUCACGGACAAGGUCAUAAACCUAAGCUGUGACCAGAACUUCGGUUGCAGUAACAUCGUCCUGGAUCAUGUAUACAUAACAUCCACUGUUCCAAAUAAGAAAGCUUAUUCCUACUGCUUCAAUGCUCAUGGAAAAUAUAGCCACACCAGACCUGCAGUCACUUGCUUGCUGAAAUAA
This is a messenger RNA of Eucalyptus grandis, 1184 nucleotides long. RefSeq names its product probable polygalacturonase At3g15720. The coding region runs from base 15 to 1184 and encodes 389 amino acids. Gene Ontology annotation, molecular function: polygalacturonase activity. The record is from RefSeq and is a predicted model, not a curated record. The transcript is spliced from 9 exons. Lineage: Eukaryota; Viridiplantae; Streptophyta; Magnoliopsida; Myrtales; Myrtaceae. Gene Ontology annotation, biological process: carbohydrate metabolic process.